UGGAAUAUCAGCAUUUCUCUCAAACGGUAACUCACACACCCAAUAAACAGUGAUUGUCUCUCUCUUUCUAUCCCUAUUCGCGCGUACAAAGUGGAGCGUCUCAGUCGAGCGAGCUCUUUCGUCGUUGUGACAGUGUUUUGUUUUGUCGCUACCGCAUAACUUUCUAAGAUAUGUAAACAAAUACGUAUUUUUCAUACAAAACGGGCACACAGUAUUAUUUUGAUAGCUUCUAGAGAUCGUUUAGAUGUUUUUUUAAUGGCGGGUGUCAAUAAAAUAAAGCGAAAAGAAUGGAGUUCAGAGCAUAUGACGGAAGCUAUAAAAUUAGUAAGAGAGAAAAAAAUGGGUUAUUUGAGAGCUGCAAAACACUUUGAUGUGCCUAGAUCUACCUUGUUUCGAUUAUGCCAGAAAAACGAAUUACCCCCAGAAGAAGCUGCCACUACUGCACUUGGAAGGAAAACUGUCUUAGGGACAACCCUUGAAAAUCUUUUGGUAGACUACAUUUUGACGAUGGACAGCAAAUUUCAUGGCUUGACGAGAAAUGAUGUUCGAAGAAUGGCGUACAUGUUAGCAAGACGUAAUCAGCUGGAAAAUUCAUUUGGUAAAACUGGAAUGGCUGGAAAAAAAUGGCUUAAACUAUUUUUAAAACGCCAUAAGAAAAAGCUAUCAGUGAGAAGACCAACUGGCACGUCUUUUGCAAGAGCAUUUGGAUUCAGCAAAGAAAAAAUGGACUCAUUCUUUGAUCUCCUCGAAGGCGUCUAUGUUCAAGGAAACUAUCGUCCAAAUCGCAUAUAUAAUGUUGAUGAAUCUGCCAUUGCCAAUUUAAGAACACCUGAUGGAUGUGUGCCUUUAACUGAAGCUUUCACAUCUAGACAAGAUACAAAUACUGAACCUGUACCCUCAACUUCCGGACUUUCUGGUAGUAGUUUAGGAUUAGUGUCUCCAUAUGAAAUCAAUCCAGUACCAAACAAGAAAAGGAAACCUUCUAAUCGAGGAAGAAAAGCAUCUGUUGCAUCAGUCAUCACGUCUUCACCUUACAAGAAUGAUCUGAUAGACAAAAACAAAAAAAAAAGAAGAAAAAGAAAACAAAUUGGCAAAGAAUAAGAAUAAAAAACAGAAUGAAAAGAAAUUAAAAGGAAAAAAGGUAAAAGAGAAGAUUAAGCCUAAGUCAGAUUCAGGUGAUGAGGAGAUGGUGUUGCCUGAUACAGACAGUGGGCCUGAUGCCUUGAUAGGAUAUACCGCUCCAGACUCUGAAGAUUCGGAGUGUAUUUUCUGUGGUACGCUGUUUUCGAAUGAUACUCAUGGGGAAACAUGGAUCAAGUGCCUCAUGUGUGGGCUCUGGGCACAUACUGAUUGCGCGGGGCCAGAGUCUGAUACCUGGAUUUGUGAUUUUUGCAAAUAAUUUAUGUUCUUUUCUAUGUUGUACCAAAGUUUUCAAAGAGUUUCAUAUAAGUUAAGGUU
This is a messenger RNA of Galleria mellonella (greater wax moth), 1458 nucleotides long. RefSeq lists its product as uncharacterized. Gene Ontology annotation, molecular function: DNA binding. Bases 256 to 1101 code for a protein of 281 amino acids. The record is from RefSeq and is a predicted model, not a curated record. Lineage: Eukaryota; Metazoa; Arthropoda; Insecta; Lepidoptera; Pyralidae. The transcript is spliced from 2 exons.